Molecule: messenger RNA, 1359 nt
Organism: Asparagus officinalis (garden asparagus)
Lineage: Eukaryota; Viridiplantae; Streptophyta; Magnoliopsida; Asparagales; Asparagaceae
Product: protein DMR6-LIKE OXYGENASE 2
Exons: 4
Coding region: 81-1157 (358 amino acids)
Source: RefSeq, a predicted model, not a curated record
ACCACCACCAUCCCCUCACAUCUCGUUGCCCCCAUCUCCUUACACAAACACAAACUUCUUUGUUCCUCUCUUAAGAAAUAAUGGUGAUGGACUCGGGGUUGGCUGAGACAAAAAGAGAAGAAGACGAGGGCAAGUUUGUGAAAGGGGUAAGACAUCUUUGCGAGAGUGGCAUAACUAAGGUCCCUCACAAGUACAUAUUACCGGUCCCCGAGCGACCUGAGCCUAGAGAAGAGAUGAUUUCCAAUCCGAAACUCAAAUUGCCUAUCAUUGAUCUUGCUCUGUUAGAUACUCCGGACAGAAGUCAAGUUCUUCAAACAAUGGCGAAUUCUUGCGUGGAGUAUGGCUUCUUUCAGGUAGUGAACCAUGGCAUUGAUAGAGAGCUUAUCUCGAGAAUGGUCGACGUCGGGAAGAGAUUCUUCGAACUUCCUUUGGAGGAGACGGAGAAAUAUAUGUCCAGUGAUAUAAGAGCUCCGGUGAGAUAUGGGACGAGCCUUAACCAACUAAAAGACGGUGUGUUAUUUUGGAGAGAUUUUCUCAAGCUCAUUUGUCAUCCUUUAGAGAAUGUUCUUCAACAAUGGCCUACUUCUCCCAUGGACUUGAGGGAGGUGGCAGCUUCAUAUGCAAAGCAAACCAAAUCGCUCUUCCUCAUCCUGAUGUCUUUAAUCCUGGAGAACCUUGGAAUCGACGACAACCGCAAACACGAUGACGACUUUGAUGACGGGACACACAUGAUGGUCCUAAACUGCUAUCCUGCAUGCCCGGAGCCGGACCUGACGUUCCUGACGCUCCUCCUCCAGCAAGAUGCGGUUCACGGCCUCCAAGUUCAGUGCAAGGGAGAGUGGGUCACCGUCGAGCCUGUGCCCGGGUCAAUUGUUGUUAACGUUGGUGAUCACCUUGAGAUAUUCAGCAACGGGAAGUACAAGAGCGUCCUACACAGAGUCCUGGUCAACUCUUCAAGGUCAAGAAUCUCCGUCGCCUCGCUCCACAGCCUCCCUUAUGAUACAAUGGUCAGCCCAUUGCCGGAGCUGGUCAACGACAAGAACCCCAAGCUCUACAAAGACACGGACUUCGCCUCCUUCUUGAAUUUCAUUUCCUCCAGCGAGACCAAGCACAAGAAUUUCCUAGAGACAAGAAAGUUGAAGAACGAGACAAAGUAAUGAAAGUCAACGCUUCUUUUGACUUCGAAUUUUGGGGCUCUUGUACGGUUGCUAAGUGAUCAACCAUCGAGUAGUGGACGUAUCUAGUAAGUAGGUAGAAAAUUAGUACAUAUUGGAGAUAUAUAAGUAAAGGGAUAUAUAGUCCACAAGUGUAUUGAACUAUGCGGUUCUCUGCAUCCUUUGUCCAUUAUUCUUUUGUCUC